AUGCAGUUUACACUUUAUUUGGUGUUGUUGUUAAACAUUUACAACAGUUUUCGUGUCUGGCGUUGUAUUUUCAUAUUCGGCGAGACUGAAAAGAAAUGCUUCAUAGAAGAAAUACCGGAUGAAACCAUGAUCAUAGGUAACUACCGAACCCAGCUCUAUGACAAGCAGAAAGAAGAGUAUUUGCCUGCAACUCAAGGACUGGGGAUGUUUGUGGAAGUGAAAGAUCCUGAUGAGAAGGUGAUCCUGUCCCGCCAGUAUGGAUCUGAGGGCAGGUUUAUCUUCACCUCACACACACCUGGAGAGCAUCAGAUCUGCUUGCACUCAAAUUCCUCCAAAUUUGCUCUGUUUGCUGGAGGCAUGCUUCGUGUUCACUUGGACAUCCAAGUUGGCGAGCAUGCAAACAACUACGCAGAAAUCGCUGCCAAAGACAAGCUGACGGAGCUGCAGCUGAGAGUGCGACAGCUGAUGGAGCAGGUGGAUCAGAUCCAGAAAGAGCAGAACUAUCAGAGGUAUCGUGAGGAGCGCUUCAGACAGACUAGCGAGAGCACCAAUCAGAGAGUCCUGUGGUGGUCUAUCGUCCAGACGCUGAUCCUGGUGGCCCAUCGGGUUUUGGCAAAUGAGACAUCUGAAGAGCUUCUUUGAGGCCAAGAAAUUAGUAUAGAACUGUAUUUGAAUUUUUUUUGUUGUUUUUUUUAAAGUUGUGCUUGUCAGUUGAUACAGUACACACAACAUUUUGAAGAUGGCCUGCUUCAUGUGUGGUCAAGACUGCUGAAAAGUCAACAUGCUCUCAGUUCAGUUCCCUCCCUAAAUGCCCCGUUUUUAUCCUGCAUUGACAUUUGUUUUAAGCUGCUCGUUUCAGCGCCACACCCCAUGUAAUGUGAACCUAGUUUCUGUUCUGAAACGCAUUACAGUUUGUUACUGUUUGGAGGGGAUAGACACUCAGCAAAAGUAGUUUACUUGAUGCAUAUUAAUGCAUAGUGGUUGCCUUACCAU
Messenger RNA from Carassius auratus (goldfish), 993 nucleotides. RefSeq names its product transmembrane emp24 domain-containing protein 9-like. Bases 1 to 642 code for a protein of 213 amino acids. The transcript has 5 exons. Lineage: Eukaryota; Metazoa; Chordata; Actinopteri; Cypriniformes; Cyprinidae. The record is from RefSeq and is a predicted model, not a curated record.